Actinia tenebrosa (Australian red waratah sea anemone) is the source of this 1486-nucleotide messenger RNA. RefSeq lists its product as uncharacterized. Gene Ontology annotation, molecular function: oligosaccharide binding; extracellular matrix structural constituent. The record is from RefSeq and is a predicted model, not a curated record. NCBI's taxonomy places the organism in Eukaryota, Metazoa, Cnidaria, Anthozoa, Actiniaria, Actiniidae.
UCACAGAAUAUGGAAAAUCGCAGAAAACUAUCUUAUUGUACGGUAGUUGGAAAAACUGUACGGAGCAUUUGAAGGAAUACAGUUAUUUUUUUCCUAGCACUUUUUUUCCUGGUUGGCAAAAGAAGUAGCACAAGUUUACCAAAAAUCUUAAAUUUAAGAUUCUAAGGAUUGGUCAUGAUGCCAGGAACACGAAAAGCUAUUUCGCUUCUUCAGGUGUCGUUAUUUGUCUUUAACGUGGUCGAAUCUGCUGACAGUAACAACCAAGAAGCAGUUUUUCACCUCGAAAAAGGCCACGCGCUAGUGAAUCACGUGAUCAAGACAACAAUGACCCAUGAUGCAAUCGACUGUAGUUCAGAGUGUCUCCGAACACAUCUUUGCAAAUCUGUCAACUACCAACACGGUAACAGCAAGAAUCAUCAAUGUCAGCUUAACAGCAAGAGUAAAGAUUCUGCGGCAAAUGUGGAUUAUCAGGCAAAUUCUGGAUUUACUUACUAUGAAAAGAAUCCUUGUGUCCCCAACCCUUGUUCAUAUGCUGGAACAUGUUUAAAGGUCAAUAGUGCCGAGGAAUUCAACUGCACUUGUCUGCAAGGUUUCAAAGGUCGUCUCUGUGAUUCAGAGAGGUUUGGCUGGUUCAGUAGAAACCCAGCAUCAUCUUGCAAAGCGAUUUUAGACGCAAGUGACGGAAUACAUGAUGGGGAAUAUUGGAUCGACCCGGGUAACCAAGGCAGCCCCAUGCGUGUGUUCUGCGACAUGACAAGCAGUGGAGGAGGAUGGCUACUGGUCUCCAACGCAGUUAUACAAAGUUCCUCACAAUCUCCUCCAAAAACUUUAACCACAUCGUUUCGUGAUAUUUCCAACUACAACAACAACCAGACCCUGAUAUCUUCAACCAAUCUACUCCAACUUCUACAACUCAUGCCUUUUACCCAACUCAGAUUCCAGUGCAGGAAAUCAUCCAUUGGUCGCACAGUACAUAUUAUCACAACGAACACCUCUUCAGGGAUCGCGGUAUUAAACUAUAUGACGGCUCAGACAAACAACUUGCCAGUAGCCUGUGGAUCUUUCACUCGUGGCUCGGGAGAUAAUUCUCAGCUUGCGUCACAGUGUUCGAGGUGGGGUAACACAAGAACAGCAGUUAACGUAUGGGGGCACGCGUCUAGGAAGACCGAGUGGCGCAUGUACGACCAUGUAAUGUACAUUGCAGGAGCAUCCCACUAUAUCGUUGUUCCGUCAGGCUACCGGUGUGAUGCCAAUUCAGCUACUAUUUCGCCUGGUGAUUAUUGGAAAAUGUAUGUCCGAUAAAAUCAGGGAAAUGAAAUCCCUUGAUUUCCUCUGUCUUUUUUGCAUGAUCGUGUUCAAUAAAUAUGAGAAUACUACAGUAAAGGUUCAGCAAAUCGAAAACUGGUGUAAGGCUGCUUGCGUGCCCCAAAUAGUUAUCAAAACAUGGAGUGUACUGUAUGUAUCAAAUUGAAAAUAAUUCCUAGGU